AUGUGCGGACACACGGAGGGUCGGACGGUCGAAGCACACGCAACCAUCUUUUUAAUUUUAUUUGUGGGCAAAAUACAUGCAGACAGUUUGGUGUGGCCGCACGGCAGCCAGGCGAUUUUUUUCUUAUUUUUAAAUUUGUGUGGAGCAGUAAUGGACGAUUUCUUUUUAUUUAUAAUUAUUUUGUGUGAUGGGGUUUACAUAAGACGAAGGGGACGUUUUUUUGUUUUCAAUAAAUAUUGUGUUAAUUGCCGCUGCUUCGGCUGCAGUGCAGUCAUGAGUUUGAGCGGUCUUCUUGUUGUUUCCGUUAUGCGUCCCCGCUGUACAUUUUUGCGUCCCUCCACAUACUCUGCUCCCUCUUUUCUACUUCAUUGCUUUGUGUUGCUGCAGGCACACACAAUCACACACACACAAGAUGCACAUUGCAGUGGAUUUGAAUGCACCUUUUGUGGUGCAUGCUGGCAGUUGCGUGUGGCGGCUGUUGUCUUCUUCCGUGGCCAUGAGGAGGGGGAGAGGGAGUGCACCCCGAGUCUAUUUUCCUGUGGGUGUGAUGCACCGCGUGUGACUGCGCUGAGUUGGGCUCCUUGUCCCAUUGAUGGCGGGAUGGCAGGAAAUUUUUUACCGCGUGAUGGAUGGAUGAGGGCUCGCUUGCUCCGUGUGCGUUGCGUGGUGGCCGCGGGGUUUUGGCCAUUUCCCUGGGGCUGCGGGAAUGAGCUGGGGGAGAUGGUUGAUGUCUUCUCCUCCUGCAUGGUGGGUGGCUGCUGGCGUUGUGUGCCUUCCUUGCGUGGAUGCCGUCUCGUGGUGUGUGAACUGUGCGGCUGGGCCUGCUGCCCUCUCCGCAUGUUGUCUGCGCUCUCUCGCUGUAUCCGCUGUGCUCCGUCCCUCUCCCUCUCGUUCCAUUCCUUUCCUUUCCGUCUCACCGAUCAGCUGACUGACACCAGCGACUCCGCUACGGGCGAUGAUGACUGCGAUGGUGACGGUGCGGCGCCGUGCUGGUCCUUGCGCUCUUGUGCUGCUGCUGCUCGUCCGUGUGCGUGA
This is a messenger RNA of Trypanosoma cruzi, 1035 nucleotides long. RefSeq lists its product as uncharacterized. Lineage: Eukaryota; Euglenozoa; Kinetoplastea; Trypanosomatida; Trypanosomatidae. The transcript has a single exon. The coding region runs from base 1 to 1035 and encodes 344 amino acids. The record is from RefSeq and is a predicted model, not a curated record.